AUGACCCCCCGAGAUGACUCUCCACCAGCUUCGGCCAGAAGCGGAACGUCUCAGCCGCCAAAAGCAAAUGCGUCGGAGCCCGCGCCAAAGAGACGCCGAGUCGCGCUGGCUUGUUCGGCCUGCAGAAUCCGCAAAUCACGGUGCAAUGGAGUGCGACCAAGAUGUGACACGUGCGACAAGCUGGGAUUCGAUUGUUCAUAUGAACAGCAGGAAACUUCAGCGAAUCUUCUAGUCCCAAAAGACAUCUUUGCUGCCCUAGAGGCCAAAGUGAAGCUGUUGGAAACGAAUCUUGAACAGCAUAAUGUUAGACUGAAUUUGGUUGAGGGUACACUAAAAACGUCAGGAAGUUCUAGGCAAGAUGUCACGCUUCCACUGCAUCACCAACCUGGAAAUGUGGUGCUCAACAUCGAUGAGAUACCAGAAAAUGGUGCUGGUCAGAGUAUGACUGAUGGCAUGGCUGUCUCUUUCGUAGAUGAGCAAGACUGCGGUUUCUUUGGCCCAUCAUCCAACAUCGCACUUAUGCGACACAUAUUGCGAGCUGUUGAUACAAAAAGGACACAACAUGGCAACCAGACUUCAUUAACACCAGCAUCAGAGUACAGUGCCUACGAAGGUGGCCUAGUGAGUAACCUGAACGCGUUUCCAGCACCCUCAAGUGAGUCUCAAAAGGUAGGCGCCAACCUCCUACCGCCAGACGAGGUCAUGCAGCGUCUCAUCCGUGCGUACUUUGACAACACGGGUCUCUUGUUUCCGUAUAUACACGAGCAAGAGUUUCUCGACACUUAUGAACGAUUUCGAGCAAGUGGCUUUCGGGGUAAUGUUCGCCGGACUUGGCUCGGCCUGCUGAACAUGAUUCUCGCAAUGGCAACUUGCACUUCGUGCUGGGAGGACUCGGGAAGUGAGACAACUUUUGAGGAGUCGGAUGUGUACUAUCGUAGGGCCCAGGAGCUUUGCCAUACACAGAUGUUUAGGGGGACUACCCUCGAAACAGUACAAUACCUCCUACUGACGAGUCAGUAUCUCCAGGGGACGCACAAGUCGGUUCAUACAUGGACUAUUCACGGCCUCGCUGUCAAAGCUGCCAUGUCUAUCGGACUCCACUCAAGAGAUAUAGCGUCCAAAUUCACUCCUCUCCAGCAAGAGAUAAGGAAACGCACUUGGUUCGGAUGCAUUUUGCUCGAUAGAAGUCUGAGCCUCACGUUUGGUCGCCCAUCUGCUAUACCAGAAGAGUACAUCCGUUUGGACCUCCCAAAAAUAUUACCAGUACCGAUAUCGGCUUCCGAUGAAGUCCAUAAAAUGAGCACUGCAUUCUACAACGCCUCGAUAACUCUUUACAGGAUCAUGGGGCGAAUUAUUGGCUCACUUUAUGGUAGCAACCUUGGAUGUGAAGACCAAUCAUCAGAUACAGCUACAAUGACAUCCAUGAUUCAGUUCGGCCAGGAGCUUUCAGACUGGCAAAACAGCUUGCCUCAGCAUCUGGGCUUGCGUUCUGUGGAUAACAUGCCAGAUAAUGCAGAUGAGAAUAUCCAGGAUCCAUUGCGUGAAAAGUUCAGAAUCAUUCUCACGCUCAGAUAUCUCAACGUUCAACUCCUCCUCCAUCGCCCGAUAUUCAUUCGGUCUCUAGGUACUCUGCUCCGAGAGGCCAAAACGCCAUAUCGCAACGCGGGAUCCAUCAACAGCAUGCACGCCAACUUUGACAGAGUCUUUGUCCAAGUUGCGGAAAACAUCAUAGAUAUUAUAUACACCAUUUUGACAAGACCCGAUCACGGGCGCCAUUUCAUCGGCGCUUGGUGGUUUACUCUCUACUAUGCCUUUAGUGCAGCGUUGGCCAUCUUCGGCAGCUUGUUGAUAUCUCUCGGCGCUGAAGCUGGAAACGCUGGCCGCCUUGAAAGUGCAAAACGAUAUCUCGGCAAGACUUGCGAGGCUCUUCUGAAGCUCAGCGAUAACAACACCCUUGUCCUACGUUGUGUCAAAUUUGUACAACAACUUCUCCGGAUCGUGAGCGCCUGGGACGCGAGCACUGCGACCCGAGCCGAUCUUAACAGUGACUCUUUGGGAUCAUACUUGACGGCAGAAGGGGGCCCUCUUAAUUUCGACAUGGAGUCGGAUUUGUUAUCAACAAUGCCGACGUGGGAGACAUCAACGCUUGGGUUUGGGGAUGAGCUUGAGUUGGGUCAUUUCUUUGCUAGUGAUUCUCAGCGGUGGUUUGAGCAGACACAAUGGUAA
Molecule: messenger RNA, 2226 nt
Organism: Fusarium proliferatum ET1
Lineage: Eukaryota; Fungi; Ascomycota; Sordariomycetes; Hypocreales; Nectriaceae
Exons: 9
Coding region: 1-2226 (741 amino acids)
Biological process (GO): DNA-templated transcription; positive regulation of transcription from RNA polymerase II promoter by galactose
Cellular component (GO): nucleus
Molecular function (GO): DNA-binding transcription factor activity, RNA polymerase II-specific; RNA polymerase II cis-regulatory region sequence-specific DNA binding; zinc ion binding
Source: RefSeq, a predicted model, not a curated record